This is a messenger RNA of Salpingoeca rosetta, 1707 nucleotides long. RefSeq lists its product as uncharacterized. Lineage: Eukaryota; Choanoflagellata; Craspedida; Salpingoecidae. The record is from RefSeq and is a predicted model, not a curated record. The coding region runs from base 221 to 1351 and encodes 376 amino acids. The transcript has 3 exons.
CUGCUACUGCGCCACCCCACCCCAUGAGCGCCUUUCUUUCUUCUUCCUUUCUGAGCCUCUUCUUUGGCCUUGUUGCUUGCCUCAACUCACAACUCACAACACACACUGUGCACCCUCAUUUCCCACGAUCCCAUGCACAGCAGACCAAACAAACAACAACGACCUUUUACCUUUCUCAGCUUUCUCACCUUCUCAUCUGAGGCUUGUUCCAGUACCAGCGAUGCGCUUGCUUGUUGUGCUGGCUGUUUUUGUGGCUGCGAUCGCAGCGACGCCGGGUGUGCUGGCGCAGGAGCCGCCCCGGCCCAACAUCCCUGCGACCUUCCUCUCCAUGGCUGAGGUCGAGCUGCAUGAACGCGACCGCACGCGCUUUGGCGAGGGCUUCUUUGCCUCCGACGCCGCCGGCAGCCGCUCUGCGGAGCGCUACGACUUCCACGAGGGUUUCCGCGUCUUCCACCUCCUCAGCCUCCAGCGCUGGGACCUCAAGAAGGAGUUCUUCAUCUCCAGCGAGGACCCCCACGACUGCCGCGUCCAUGACCUCAACAGCUCCUUCGUUGCACCGUUUGCCUGGGUCAAGGACGCCCACUACGUCGGCGAGCACGACCACCACGGCGAGAAGCUUGAUGCGUGGGAGAGCCGCUUCGGCAACGUUCGUCUGUUCGUUGGCGUGCGCAAGAGCGACCCCAACCGCCCCGUUGUCUCCGAGCGCGAAUCUGCACACGAGAUGACCCGCUACCACUUCCGCGACUUCAACACCACCACCCCGCCCUCCCGCUUCUUCAACAUCCCCGAGGAGUGCCAGCACAACGCCGGCGUCCUGCUCGCCGCCGACCCACCCCGCCCCAACAUCCCCGACACCUUCAUGUCCGAGAUUGAAGUGGAGUUCCACGAGGACAGCCACAACGCCACGCACUUUGGCGAGGGCUUCUGGGCACACGACCAGCAGGAUGGCAAGGCUGUCGAGCGGUACGACUUCCGCGACCGCAUGCACGUGCUGCACGUGCUCGGCCUGCAGCGCUAUGACCUCCACCGCGAGUACACCAUCAACAGCGAGGACAUGCGCCACUGUGAGGAGCGCGAGCUUCGUGGCAGCGCCCCACACCCGUUCGACUGGGUGCGCAACGCAACGUAUAUCGGCGAGCACCGCGUGCGUGAGCGCACUCUCGACGCGUGGGAGGCCCGCUUCGGUGGCACGCGUCUCUUCGUUGCGGUUGGCAAGACGGAUCCAAACACCCCCGUUGCCUUUGAGCGCGAAUCCGUCCACGACUUUUCUCGCUUCUUCUUCCGCAAGUUUGAUGCCUCCAAGCCGGACCAGAAGGCAUUUGACGUGCCCGAGGAGUGCCACCACGAGUAACGCUGCCGCCUUGGCCGCUGCAAGCGUGAGUGUUGCUUGCAUGUGGUCGCACCUUCUUCAACCGUCUCCAACAAUUCCUCAUUUUCUCAUUUCUCCUUGGUCGUUUCGAUCAUUUCACCCAUCCUGCUUUCUUUGGGGUUGGCUGCGCUGCCCAGCAUCCGCCGUGCCAUAUGCGCGCAAGAUCGCGACUGUGCCCUCCCACUGCUUCCCCUCUUUUUUUCCUGUGUGCACCUGCGUUUCAUGUCACAUCACAUCCCCCCUUCCUUCUCUUUCCUUGGACACCCAUCGUGCGUGUAUAUGUACACCCGUCUUGCUGCCUCAAAGCAGUACACAAGUAAAAGAGCGAGCGAGAGAGA